AUGGCGAAGGAGAAACGCCCAGGACGUCAACGCCCUGCGACUGCGACUGCAAGCAUGGAAGUGGAGUCGACCAAGAAGCCGCCGACCACCUCAGGUUCUUUGGCAGGGAGCCCUGCUGAGACGCCAACCUCGACGACAGGGAAGCAAUCCCGCAUAGAAGGAAAUUCAGGGCCUACUGACUCUGCUUCGAAUGAAUCAAUGAGUGACGAGGAUGAAUGGAUAGAGAUUGAAGAGGAGUAUAACGAGAUUGAUCAAUCAGAAAAGGUUGAUAUGGAUGAUGAAGUGACUGUGUCUGAUCUAGACAAUGGUUUAGGUGAAGGUUAUAGCCAUGAAGAUGGUAAGGUGGUGUCAAAGAAAAGAAAGAAGGCUGGAGUUGCUGUUGCUUUGGUAAAGGUCAAGGAGAAGAAAACGAGAAAGAAACGUGUAGAAUGUUGGAAGUAUUUCAAGUUGGUCAAUGCCGUGUUAAAGAGGAAGCCUGAUGAAGUUGUUGUGCAGGCGAAGUGCUUGUACUGUUUUGGGCUGUAUGUUUAUGCUGGAGGCACUACUAGUAUGAAUAGGCACAACAAAUCUUGUGCACAAAUACUGAAUCAGAAGGCAAGAGCAUUACGCCAAGGUACGAUUGCAUUUGAUCCACAAAAGCCAGGUGCUUCUCUUAUAGUUAACAAUGAAUAUGAUCAUGAAGAAUGCACAAGGAUCAUAGCUAAGAUGAUAAUUGUGCAUGAAUACCCGUUUAGGAUGGCAGAGCAUGCUUGGUUCAAUAUUCUUAUGAAAUAUAUGAAUGCUUCCUACAAGUUCAUUGGUAGAAAGACUAUUAGAGCUGAAUGCAUGAAGAAUAUUUGCUAUCUAGCUGUGGUUGCUCACUACAUAGAUGAUAGUUGGAAAAUGCAGUCUCGUGUGCUAAAUUUUGUGGAAUUAGAUCCACCACACUCGGACAUUAUCAUAGCUCAGGAUGUAUUUGAAUGCCGCCAAGAAUGGAAGAUAGAAGACAAAAUCAUCUCUCUUACCAUGGAUAAUGCAUCUUCCAAUGAUGUUGCUGCUAGCAAGUUGAUGGAUAGGGAGAUUGUCAAGUACUUGAAAAAGUCUCCAUCACGCAUGUAUAAAUUCUUGGGUACUUACAAGUCUCUAAAAAUUGCUGUUGGGAAAGGAUUGUGCCUAGAUGUCUCAACCAGAUGGAGUUCUACACAUAGAAUGUUAGAGUCUUGCACCGUGUACAAUGUUGCUUUGGCUGAAUAUGCACAAUCAGAUUCUCAAUACAAGUGGCUGCCUAGUAAUGAAGAUUGGGAAUUUUAUGCCAAUAUUGAACCCAUCUUGAGAUCAUUUGCUGAGGUUACUACCAUUCUAUCCGGAUCAAAUUAUCCCACUGCUAACAUAUUUUAUCCUUAUAUCAUGAAUGUCAAGAUUGCCAUAAACAACCAUGCUAUGAAAAAGGAUGAUGAGAAUUUGAAUGCAAUGGAUAAGGAACCUGAUGUUGAAGAAGAUGUGGAGUUUGUACCAUUCCCUACAGAUUCUGCUCAUGUUGAAAGCAACUAA
Messenger RNA from Brachypodium distachyon (stiff brome), 1530 nucleotides. RefSeq names its product zinc finger BED domain-containing protein RICESLEEPER 2-like. Lineage: Eukaryota; Viridiplantae; Streptophyta; Magnoliopsida; Poales; Poaceae. The record is from RefSeq and is a predicted model, not a curated record. The transcript is spliced from 5 exons. The coding region runs from base 1 to 1530 and encodes 509 amino acids.